Molecule: messenger RNA, 2206 nt
Organism: Brassica napus (rape)
Lineage: Eukaryota; Viridiplantae; Streptophyta; Magnoliopsida; Brassicales; Brassicaceae
Product: zinc finger protein WIP6
Exons: 2
Coding region: 929-2038 (369 amino acids)
Biological process (GO): anatomical structure development; regulation of gene expression
Cellular component (GO): nucleus
Molecular function (GO): DNA-binding transcription factor activity
Source: RefSeq, a predicted model, not a curated record
AUUUAAUAGAUUAGAAGAACUGAAAGAGAGAAGUCGUGAAACCAAGGAUGGUUUUGAGAUCCUAGAAAGUAGUAGAGCGAGUUCCAAGUGAAAUAGUACAUUCUUUGCUAAUAAUGAGUGACAGAUUCCCACAUCAACUUUUUAAUUUAUACAGUAACACUUUCCUCACGUUAAAUUAACAUAUGUGUAUCCAUGUCCGAUAUUUUCGAACGUGUGGUUCAUUCGGUUUUUCCGUGGAUCACUUGGUAAUACAAAAUUCAGAUGUGAUGGUUCACUUGGUAAUGGUUCAUUCGGUUUUUCUGUCUAGUAUAUGGUAACAUGUAAAUAUGAUUCAUUCGGUUUUGCUUAGCAAAAAAAAAUGAUCCAUUCGGUUUCUAUCUAGUACUAUAUGAUAAUACAAAAAUUCAAAUUUUUCUUGAUAAGGCUUACACAGCUAAGAUAAUAAGAAUAUGCAUUGUUUGCAUAUUAGUUUUAUUUCUUACUUAUGCGGCUGAAACCAAGUACGAAUACUUUAAUUUUUGUUAACUAAUGGAGUUCCAAACUUUAGAUUUUACAUUUCUUGGUCUAAUAUCAUAUAGUAUAAUAGAUUUUUGAAACACAAAAUUUGUUUCAAACCCAACGCUACAUUAAUUUGAACUACGACUGAAAAAAAAUUCUUGGUUUUUUUUGCUUUUUUUUUUGGUUGUAACGUCACCCAUGGGGUUCCAUUCAUUUAAAAUGAUAGUCGUCUUUGGGUUAUGUUUGAUAAAAAAAGCUCAUUCUAUAUAUCAAUUGUAGUUUAAAAAAAAAAUAGAAUUCUAACUCUAUCCUAGAAAUAAUGUACUAACGAAGGGAACAUUAAAGAUUACCAGUAUAUAUUUCAUAUCCAAACGUUAAAAGAUGCAUCCUAUAAACAUUACAGUUGAAUCAUGACUAAUGUGUAUAUCUUAUGUUUGGCACUAAACAUGGGUCUGCAACUCACUCACUCAUCAAUUUACGAGGAUCGAACAAAAGCGAAAGUAAGUACAAAAUAAACGAACCAUUUAUUACCAAUUCGUCCAGCCUCCAUUGUCUUUCUCCACCAUUUACCCAAACCCCAUCUUUCUCUUUUAUAUCUCCUUCUCUCUCCUCAAUGUUUAAUGAUAACCAAUAUUGCAUCCCCGGCGACGAAGACUCCGUCGUCCUCCGCCUUGGACCUCCUGGUCAACAAUACCCUAACAAUCACAAACCCACCAGCACUAAACCUUCUCCGAAUCACGAAAUCGAUCAUAAUCUCCCUUUAACAAACCCUAAUGACGUCACGGUUGCUCUUCAUAUCGGACCUCCGGUUUCCGAAAAAGAAACCAGCGGGGACAACCAUGAGGGUUUGACGGCGAGGCAGGGACAGUAUUGGAUUCCUUCUCUUUCUCAGAUCCUUGUCGGUCCCACUCAGUUCUCUUGUUCUGUCUGUAACAAAACUUUCAACCGCUUCAAUAACAUGCAGAUGCAUAUGUGGGGUCAUGGUUCGCAAUACCGAAAGGGUCCAGAGUCGCUGCGAGGGACGAAAUCAUCAUCUUCGAUACUAAGGCUGCCAUGUUACUGUUGUGCAGAAGGUUGUAAGAAUAACAUAGACCAUCCAAGAGCAAAGCCUCUCAAAGACUUUAGAACGCUCCAAACGCAUUACAAGCGAAAGCACGGAGCGAAACCUUUUCGUUGCCGCAAAAAGUGCGAGAAGACAUUUGCAGUGAGAGGCGAUUGGAGAACGCACGAGAAGAAUUGUGGAAAGGUGUGGUUUUGCGUUUGCGGAUCGGAUUUUAAGCAUAAGAGGUCUCUCAAAGAUCACGUUAGGGCUUUUGGAGAUGGUCAUGCGGCUCACACGGUAGGUGAUCGUGUUGUAUCCAUUGGAGAAGGAGAUGAAGAUGAUGAUGAUGAUGACGAUCAUAUGGAGGAAGAAGAUGAACGAGAUGAUGAUGAAGAAGAAGAAGAUGGUAAUGGAGAAAGUGGUCGUGAAGAGAAGAACUACGGGAUUAGAUAUGAACACUUUCGUCGUUAUGGUCAAAUUUCUAAUGACAACCACUAAUUAAAUGACCAUUUUACGAUCCAUGGGUGUUAACUAGGGUUUGUUUAAGCGAGAUGUGUUUGAUAUUAUAUUUUUCAUCACGGUUAGUGAAUUUUAAAGUAUCUUUUAGUAUGAAUUCCCGAAAUAAAUGUCUAGUGGAUUCGGAUUUUAAGUGCGUCUAACCUUGUC